AUGCGUUCCACUCUUGCGACAACAGCCUUGCUGUCGUUGGCAUCGUCAACAUGGGCCCUGCUCAAGGCUUCGGAGAACAACAGCAGUCUGACCAUCUCCAAUGAGCGUCUUGUCGCAGGGGUCAGCAAGACCCGUGGCUAUAUCAAUCUGCUCACACUUGACGGACAGAACUUGCUGGGCAAGGAGGAUGGCAACACUGGUGUAGGGCCAUAUCUCGACUGCUACUGCACUCCUUCUGGGUUCUGGACGCCUGGUCGGGGCACCAAGGUCGAUUACAAGCUGUUCAACGGUACAGAUGCGUCAGGCGUUAAGUAUGGCGGCAUCAGCAUGGGCGAGACAUACGCGCCUACGGGCCAACGUCUGGAACAGUACUGGUUCCUGAGAGAAGGUGAAACGGGCCUGCACACGUUCAGUCGCGUUGCUUACUACAACGAGACCACGCCGUUCCUGCGCAACCUCCAGGAGCUCAGGACUAUGUUCAGGCCUAAUCAUGAUCCCCCCCUGUUUACUCACUUUGUGACCAACGAGGAGUUUGACGCUCCUAGACCAAACACCGAGGGUCAGGUGGUUGUGCAAGAUGCGACUUGGUACUUACCCAACAAAGAUGACUCUUAUGUCCAAGGCGUUGGUGAUUACUUCACCAAAUACACAUUUCAGGAUACUUGGAGAAAGCAUAAAGCACAUGGGAUGUGGGCAGACGGAUCCGGCAGCGCUAAUGGCACGACAUACGGCGCAUGGCUGGUGCACAACACGGUCGAGACUUACUUUGGCGGGCCGUUGCAUUCGGAUCUUGUGGUGGACGGUAUCGUCUACAACUAUAUCAGCAGCAACCACCAUGGCGACCAGACUCCUAACAUCACCAAUGGUUUUGACAGGACCUUCGGACCGCAAUACUACCAUUUCAACAAGGGUGGCUCUCUCGAUGAGCUCCGUGCCGAUGCUGAGCAGUACGGUCUUAAACCGAGCUGGAACGCGAAAUUUUAUGACUCCAUUGCCAAGCAUGUUCCCAAUCUGGUCACCGCAGCUGGCCGUGGUACGUUCAAAGCCAAGAUCGAUCUCCCAAAAGGUGCUCGAAACGUGCUCGCUGUUCUUGCACAGACCGGCGUAGACUUCCAGGACAACGUUUUCGAUACGAAAGCCUAUCAGUACUGGGCCGAGGUUCCCUCGAACGGCGAAGCGAGCAUUGAUCGCGUCAAGGCUGGCAGCUACCGCCUCACAGUAUAUGCGGAUGGUAUUUUCGGCGACUUCACUCAAGACGACAUUAAAGUUGCGGCGGGAAAGGAAACCAACGUCAAGGCGAAAUGGAAUCCUGAAAGCGCUGGCACUGAACUUUGGCGCAUUGGCACACCUGACAAGUCCUCUGGGGAGUAUCGUCACGGCUACACGCAGUCUCCCACGCACCCUCUCCUUACCGACGAAUAUAGGCUCUACUGGGCCGACUACGACUUCGUGACAGAAUUUCCUGAUGGUGUCUCCUACAAAGUCGGUCGCGACGACCCCUCCAAGGCGCUCAAUUAUGUCCACUGGAGCAUUUUUGGUGGCAAGGCGAACUACGAGCGUCCUGAGCCCGUCUACGAAAACAUCAACAACUGGACUAUCUUAUUCGAUACUAAGGCCCAGCAGCUUAAGAACAAAAAGACUGCAACCUUCACGGUCCAGCUUGCCGGUGCCAAGUCUGCAGCGGGCAACACAGAUAUCUACAACGCAAGCGAGCCAUACUCCAACCUCCCUUACACUGUCAAUGUUAAUGGGAAAGACUUGCAGCCAUGGGUCAUCCCCUAUCACCAUUCCAGCUCUUGUGCUGUUAGAUCAGCUGUUGUCUGCUACAACAUCGCGAAUAAAUUUGUAUUCGAUGCUAAGCUGCUCAAGGAGGGCGAGAACACGUUUGUACUGAGUCUCCCAUACGGUGGGAAGAACUACGAGAGCGCUGUUCUGCCUGAGGCUUUGUACGUGCAGUAUGAUGCAAUGAGGUUGGAGGUGAAGUAG
Molecule: messenger RNA, 1986 nt
Organism: Ascochyta rabiei
Lineage: Eukaryota; Fungi; Ascomycota; Dothideomycetes; Pleosporales; Didymellaceae
Product: Rhamnogalacturonan endolyase
Exons: 2
Coding region: 1-1986 (661 amino acids)
Biological process (GO): carbohydrate metabolic process
Molecular function (GO): catalytic activity; carbohydrate binding
Source: RefSeq, a predicted model, not a curated record